This is a messenger RNA of Syngnathoides biaculeatus (alligator pipefish), 1390 nucleotides long. RefSeq names its product homeobox protein OTX2-like. Gene Ontology annotation, biological process: multicellular organism development; regulation of transcription by RNA polymerase II. The record is from RefSeq and is a predicted model, not a curated record. Bases 76 to 1002 code for a protein of 308 amino acids. Gene Ontology annotation, molecular function: RNA polymerase II cis-regulatory region sequence-specific DNA binding; DNA-binding transcription factor activity, RNA polymerase II-specific. NCBI's taxonomy places the organism in Eukaryota, Metazoa, Chordata, Actinopteri, Syngnathiformes, Syngnathidae. The transcript is spliced from 3 exons. Gene Ontology annotation, cellular component: nucleus.
AGGAAAAGGCAGGAUUGAACAUUUCUUAAAAGUUUUAUCUCCCCCCCCCCCUCCCCCGGGUUCCCAGUCGCCAUCAUGAUGUCCUACUUGAAGCAGCCCCCGUACACGGUCAACGGACUCAGUUUGUCCGCCCCCGGGGUGGACUUGCUGCACCCUUCCGUGGGAUACCAAGGUAAACAAAUAAGCGCGUAUGCAGGCACGCCGAGGAAGCAGAGGAGGGAGAGGACCACCUUCACCCGGGCCCAACUGGACGUGCUGGAGAACCUGUUCACCAAGACCCGCUACCCGGAUAUCUUCAUGAGGGAGGAGGUGGCCCUGAAGAUCAACCUGCCCGAGUCAAGAGUGCAGGUAUGGUUCAAAAACCGCAGGGCCAAGCACCGCCAGCAGGCCCAGCAGACCCAAGGCGGGGCCCCGAGCAAGGCGUCCAGCGCGAGGCCGGUGAAAAAGAAAGCCUCCCCGGUCCGGGAGGCCAGCUCGGACAGCGGAGCGAGCGGCCAGUUCACGCCGCCCACCAACGCCUCUCUGCCGGCAGUGAGCAGUGCACCGACGCCGGUGUCCAUCUGGAGCCCGGCCUCUAUCUCGCCUCUAGCCGACCCCCUGGCCACUUCGUCGGCUUCCUCCUGCAUGCAGCGCUCCUACCCGGUGACGUACACCCAGGCCACCUCGGGCUACAACCAGGGCUACGGGGGCUCGUCGUCCUACUUCUCCGGCAUGGACUGCAGUUCGUAUCUCUCGCCGAUGCACCACCACCACCACCACCACCACCACCACCAGCUGAGCUCCACCAUGAGCCCCAUGAGCGGCGGAGGCGGCGGCGGGGGGGUGUCCAGCCACCUGAGCCCGGCGUCGUCGCUCUCCGCGUCGGCGUACGGCUACGGAGGCAGCGCGGACUGUCUGGACUAUAAGGACCAGUCGACUUCGUCCACGUGGAAGCUCAACUUCAACACGGAUUGUUUGGAUUACAAAGAGCAGCAGGCAGCGUGGAAGUUCCAGGUUUUGUGAUGCGACUUCCAGGCCCCGGAGGGGGCGGGUCAGAGGCGGCCGGGGGACACUUCUUCUACCUCGGGCGGACAAAGCACGACUGCAGCCUCUUCGUCUUCUUUUCAUCAGAGCAUUCACACUUCCAACUUUGAUCAAGGACUGGAACAUUACAUGGGGGGACAAAAUACACCAAUUCGCGAAGUUUGAAUAAGCUUUUGGAGAGUCCUAAUUGGGAUCAAAGCUGAUGCGUGUGAGACCUCUGACACGGAUGCACUACUUAAUUUAUGACAAAUAUGUUUAAAAACGAAAGACAAUCAAGCCCUUCCCCCAUAUUUUUGUCUUCACCCACUCUUUUUCUUCAUUCAAUGUUUUUCUACAUUAAUUUUCUUAAUUUUAUUUUGUUGUUGUU